AGCAGCCGCCGCCCGCCCGCCCGCCUCCGCCUGCGGGGAGCCCGCCCGCCUGCCCGCCGGCGCCCGGGAGCGCCACCGCCACCGCCCGGCCCAGGCCCAGGCCCAGUCCCAGGCCCUGCGCAGAGCGGAGCGGAGCGGCGUCCACCGGGCCCAGCAAGCCGGCGCGGCGGGGGCGGGCCCAGGCUCUUCGGCGUAUCUUCCAUUCUCCUGGGCGGGAGCGGGAGGGAUCGGGAGCCCCUGCGCCCCUGAUCGGGCUGGGCCCGCUCCCAUGGCGAGCGCGGCCUGCCCGGGCCCCGGGGACCCUGCCAUGUGAGGCAGGCCCCGGGCUGGGGGCCCGGCCAUGGCCGGGGAACGGCCCCCACUACGGGGCCCAGGGCCCGGGCCCGGAGAGGCGCCGGGGGAGGGGCCUCCAGGGCCGGGGGGCGCUGGCGGAGGCCCGGGACGGGGCCGCCCCUCCUCCUACCGGGCUCUCCGCAGCGCCGUGUCCAGCCUGGCGCGCGUGGACGAUUUCCACUGCGCCGAGAAGAUCGGGGCCGGCUUCUUCUCUGAGGUCUACAAGGUUCGGCACCGACAGUCAGGGCAAGUCAUGGUGCUGAAAAUGAACAGGCUCCCCAGUAACCGGGGAAACACGCUGCGGGAGGUGCAGCUGAUGAACCGGCUCCGGCACCCCAACAUUCUAAGGUUCAUGGGGGUCUGUGUGCACCAAGGGCAGCUGCACGCUCUUACAGAGUAUAUGAAUGGGGGGACCCUGGAACAGCUGCUCAGCUCCCCCGAACCCCUAUCCUGGCCUGUCAGGCUCCGCCUGGCUUUGGACAUCGCCCGCGGCCUGCGGUACCUGCAUGCCAAAGGUGUAUUCCACCGAGACCUCACAUCCAAGAACUGUCUGAUCCGGCGGGAAGACCGAGGCUUCACAGCUGUUGUGGGCGACUUUGGGCUGGCUGAAAAGAUUCCUGUGUAUAGGGAAGGGGCAAGGAAGGAGCCGUUGGCUGUGGUGGGUUCCCCUUACUGGAUGGCUCCAGAGGUGUUGCGGGGUGAGCUGUAUGAUGAGAAGGCCGACGUCUUUGCCUUUGGGAUUGUCCUCUGUGAGCUCAUCGCACGAGUACCUGCGGACCCUGACUACCUACCCCGUACUGAGGACUUUGGCCUGGAUGUGCCUGCUUUCCGAACCCUGGUAGGGGAUGACUGCCCACUGCCCUUCCUGCUCCUGGCCAUCCACUGCUGCAGUAUGGAACCUGGCACUCGUGCUCCCUUCACUGAAAUCACCCAGCACCUGGAAUGGAUCCUGGAGCAGCUGCCUGAGCCAGCCCCCCUCCUCAGGGCUCCCCUGGCACACAGUCAGGGGUUUGUUCCAAGAGGGGGUCCCUCUGCCACACUUCCCAGGCCAGACCCCCGGCUCUCCCGAAGCCGGUCAGACCUCUUCCUGCCCCCGUCGCCAGAAUCGCCCCCCAACUGGGGGGACAAUCUGACUCGAGUCAACCCCUUUUCACUACGGGAAGACCUCAGAGGUGGCAAGAUCAAGCUCCUGGACACACCCAGCAAGCCAGUCGCCCCCCUACCCCUUGUACCACCAUCAGCACUGCCCUCCACCCAGCUGCCCUUGGUGACCACUCCAGAGACCUUGGUCCAGCCUGGGACACCUGCCCGCCGCUGCCGCUCGCUACCAUCAUCCCCUGAACUCCCCCGACGUAUGGAGACAGCACUGCCAGGUCCUGGCCCUCCUGCUGUGGGCCCCUCGGCUGAAGAGAGAAUGGAGUGUGAGGGCAGUAGCCCUGAGCCAGAACCCCCGGGACCAGCUUCCCAGCUGCCCCUGGCCGUGGCCACAGACAACUUCAUCAGCACUUGUUCCUCAGCCUCCCAGCCCUGGUCCCCUAGAUCAGGAGCCCCCCUUAACAACAACCCCCCAGCCGUGGUGGUGAACUCCCCACAAGGCUGGGCUGGGGAGCCCUGGAACCGGGCCCAGCAUAGCCUGCCCCGUGCAGCAGCCCUGGAGCGGACAGAAGCCUCGCCGCCCCCGUCAGCCCCCCGGGAGUCCGAGGAGGGGCUGCCCUGCCCUGGCUGCUGCCUCGGCCCCUUCAGCUUUGGCUUCCUGUCCAUGUGCCCCCGCCCCACACCAGCUGUGGCCCGCUACCGCAACCUGAACUGCGAGGCGGGCAGUCUCCUCUGCCACCGGGGGCACCACGCCAAGCCACCCACAACCAGCCUGCAGCUGCCGGGGGCACGCUCUUAGCAGUGGGGCCUGUGGUCUCCGGCCUCCACCCUUGGCCUUCAGGAUGCCCUGUGAGGACAGAGCGCACAUGCUGGCCUGUGCCAGCCCCGGAUGGGCUGAGCAGCGCUUCUCCCUGUAGAGGGGAACCUCGGCAUGGACGUGAGGAACACAACAUUUCCUUUGCAUCCCCUGAGCUUGCUCUCCCUUGGGGAUCACUGAACCAGACAAAGCGUUGCUGACACACGAGACUAACACGUGCAAAUUAUUUAAAAAUAUUUCAAUAAAACUGCCUGGCUGGC
Balaenoptera musculus (blue whale) is the source of this 2505-nucleotide messenger RNA. RefSeq names its product testis associated actin remodelling kinase 1 (gene TESK1). Gene Ontology annotation, molecular function: protein serine/threonine kinase activity; ATP binding. Bases 341 to 2227 code for a protein of 628 amino acids. Gene Ontology annotation, cellular component: nucleus; cytoplasm. The record is from RefSeq and is a predicted model, not a curated record. The transcript has 10 exons. NCBI's taxonomy places the organism in Eukaryota, Metazoa, Chordata, Mammalia, Artiodactyla, Balaenopteridae. Gene Ontology annotation, biological process: positive regulation of stress fiber assembly; actin cytoskeleton organization; protein phosphorylation.